Messenger RNA from Cylicocyclus nassatus, 1114 nucleotides. The record is from the annotation of a GenBank genome assembly. Lineage: Eukaryota; Metazoa; Nematoda; Chromadorea; Rhabditida; Strongylidae.
AUGAAAUUUGUUACCAAUAUGAGUCAGUCUCACAUGACGCUAUCGAUAAUUCUGAUCUACCAGAAAAAGGUAGCUGAAUUAUGUCGCGUAGACGCAGAACCAGGUCCACUUACUAACGUUCAUUCGUGCUCAGAUUCUGCAGGAGACAGUGACAGUGAUGUGGCUCAAGAUGAUAUAGUUGUUGAAAUUGCUAUUUUUCUUGGUUAUCCACGCCCUCUUGAAAAACAUGAAAUCCGACUUGGUAGAUUGAUGAAAGUGUUGGACCGAUUCUUGAUACUCGGAUCGAACACUUUAAAAGAUUUGAAAAAUGCUAUCGAUUGCACAUCAGAUUAUCAAGUGCUUGAAAAUGUUGUGGACCGUUCCAUAACGAAAGAAGAUCUUUGCAAGAAUCGCUACCCAUCUUCUUACUUCUUCUUUCAUGACACAUUCUACAUCGAUCUGGAGCCAGAAGGUUCUAAGGAUAUCACAGUUGAGAUCCGACAAUGGGCUACUGAGCGAAAUAUCGCCGAUAUGAAAGUAGCGGAUAUGAAUACAACUAGGAUCAUUGAUCUGACUUGUCGCUUUGGUGCACCUUACCUCUACAACCAUGUUGGAGCUUGCGAACAUCUGGUUGUUGUUACCAGAGCUGCUCUGCGAGAUACUAGUCAUCCGGUUGGCCCUUACCCGGUUCCUAUCUAUGAGCGAAAUUUCCGUCGCAUCGCUUGUGCUGGUUGUAAGGAGGAGACAGCUGAAUGGGUACUUUGGGAGCAUGAAUGCAUGCCCUGUUACACACAGUUCUUAUGCGAUGCUUGCUACAAGGACUUUAACUACGAUAAAUCUGGAAAAAGAAUCUUCAAAUACAAAGCUGCACCAUGGUAUGAUAGACGUAGUCGAAAAACAGGACCAUUGGAUCUACAAAAGAUGAAAAUCUUCAAGGGUGAACCUCCAGAUGAUACAAUUUCAUCUCCUUAGAACCUUUUUCUCAAUUUUUGUUCGUUGUCUCAGGUCUGGUGUUUAACAUUGCUCGCUUCAGUUUCUUUUGGUUGAUCUCAUCCUCCAUUUGCUAUCUAUUUGUCUGCUCAAGAUUUCUCACGCUUAUGGUCUCAGUUUACGGCUCUAAUACUGCUCUCAAUUC